AUGUCUCUUGUUUGUAGAGCAAUUACUGCUAAUUUUUCUCAUGAACGCGGUAUUUUUACUUCUUCUUUCUCUUUCUCCUGCCACAAAUUUUCAACUGCGUCCAAAACAGAUUCAAUUUGUGUAAAUGAAGUAGAUGAUACUGUUUUCUUGAUUCGUAAAAUGAUGAGAGUGCGGCCACAGCCCUCCGUUUUUGAACUCAACAAACAAUUGCAAGUUAUUGUCAAGAUGAAACAAUACUCCGUCGCCCUUAAACUGUUCGACGAAAUGCGUCAAUGGGGUGCCCCUGUAAAUGUAUACACGAUGAACAUCUUGAUUAAUUCUUGUUGCCAUUUGAGAGGGGUAGACUUCGGUUUUGCUAUCUUCGGCAGCUUCCUAAAGCACGGUUACGAGGCAAACGUUACGACAUUCAACACUCUCUUAAAAGGUCUCUUUUUAGAUGGUAAUGUGGCCGAGGCGGAGAAAUUGUUCAAGAAGAUUUUAACUUUGAAACUCUGUGAGCCAGACGAUGUUACGAUUCUUACUGUGAUUGACGGGCUCUGCAAAGCUGGACGUGUUCAUACUGCCCGUGAUUUGCUUUUGUUGUUGGAAAAGACUAUCUAUAAACCCAGUGUUAAGGCCUAUAGUGCGGUAAUUAAUGGCUUAUGCAAGGGCGGAAUGGUGGAUAAUGCACUCGAGCUGAAGGCUUGUGCGAUUUCUUUAACUGUUGUUACUUUUAGUAUAUUGGUGGACGCUUUUUGCAAGGAAGGAAAUAUUAAAGAGGCUGAGGAUAUUUUGGAAAUUAUGAAGCAACAAAAUAUUAAUCCCGAUAUUGUCACUUACAAUGCGUUGAUAGAUGGGUAUUGUUUGCAAGGGAAAAUGGAUAAAGCGAAAGAGGUAUUUGAUUCCAUAGCGAGCAGCGGCCUUAAGCCGUGUAUUAUCAGCUAUAACUCUUUAAUCAACGGGUAUUGCAAGAACGGAAAAGUUGAUGAAGCUUGGUGUAUUUUUCUCGAAGUUUCUUCUAAAGGCUUAGAACACACGACAGUUACUUAUAACAGCAUGAUACAUGGAUUACUUGGUGAACAAAGAAUUGCUGAUGGAUGGAAACUUUUCAAUGAUAUGGAAACUCGACAAGUACAUCCUGAUUUAUUUACUUGCAAUAUUUUGUUGGAAGGCUUGUGCAAGACUCAUCAGAUUGCCGAAGCAUUUUCGUUUCUACGGAUGAUGGAAGAUAAAGGAGUAAGUCCUGAUAUAAUCACAUACGGUAUCCUGAUUAAUGGUUUGUGCAAAGAUGGGAAACUUGAAGAUGCGAAAAAUAUUUUGAACGAACUUCCAUCCAAAGGUUUGCAACCUGAUUGUCAAGUGUACGUUCAUUGUAAUAAAGAUGUUUACAAGGCAAUGCCAUUCUUAGAAGACAUGCACAAAAGGGGAUUCUCGGUCGAUGCAGCUACUUCAUUAAUGUUAAUUAACGACAUGCAAGGAUCUGACAAAGAUGAUAUUCUUCUUAAAUGA
Messenger RNA from Erythranthe guttata (spotted monkey flower), 1488 nucleotides. Lineage: Eukaryota; Viridiplantae; Streptophyta; Magnoliopsida; Lamiales; Phrymaceae. The record is from RefSeq and is a predicted model, not a curated record.